AUGGGUGAUAUGCUCAGUGCUGGAGGAGGGAAUGAGGAAACUCUAUCAUUUCAUGCCCGAGCAGUGAGAACAGGUGUAGACCGAAGCAGCAGCAGCAGGAGUAACAGCCGCCAUGAGACAUGGCCUGGAGUAGUUGAUAGAGGACAGGCUUUGGAAUCAGGUUCAGGAUUGGUGGUUAGGUAUCUGACCCAUGCUCUCAAGUGUCCCCACCAAUUUUGUGAGACUUAUGGGUUUAUCAACACCUGCUUGCAAUCUCUUGUGAUAGAAAAAUUUGGUGAAGAGAUCUGGGAGAAACUCAAAUCAUGUGCAGAAAUCCAAGAUACCUUCAUGACAUAUACUGUAUAUGAUGAUGUCAUCACAAUAAAACUGAUCCAAGAAGCCUGCAAACUUCUAGGUGUCUCCAUGGAAGCUAUUCUGAAGAUGUUUGGAGAAUAUUUCUUUAAAUUCUGCAAGAUGUCUGGCUAUGACAGGAUGUUACGAACUCUAGGAGGAAAUCUGACAGAGUUUAUUGAAAACCUAGAUGCCCUUCACAGUUACCUUGCUCUCUCUUAUCAGGCAAUGAAUGCUCCAUCAUUUCGUGUGGAAAAAAGGACAAAUGGGGCAAUGCUUCUUCACUACUACUCUGACAGAAGUGGUCUGUGUCAUAUUGUCCCAGGAAUCAUAGAAGCUGUUGCUAAAGAUUUCUUCAACAUGGAUGUGACUAUGGAGAUUCUCAAUAAGAGUGAGGAAGAGGAAAGGACUGGGAAGAAAGAGCAUGUUGUGUUUCUCAUUGUGCAGAAACAUUGUGGGAAGGACAAAAAGAGAAGACCCAAGAUGUCUGAAAGAGGCAAAAACUCUCAGCAAGACCAAGAGGAGAUUGAGCAGGCUUUUCAGAGAAUGAAGGAGAAAUAUUUGACUUUCUCUGCCUUUCCAGUGAAGAAAUCCCGCUGGGAUAUCGUGAGAAGUAUUGUCAUAUUUGGAAAAGGAAACCUCCGGAAUCAUUUUGAGGCAGUGUAUCCAGAAAGGCUUUGGAUAGAUGAGAAAACUUUCUGUAAAGCUUUUCCCUUCCACAUUGUCUUUGAUGUUACACUGAAGGUCAAGCAAGCUGGAGUAAAUAUUCAAAAGUAUGUCCCAGGACUCCAAACCAGGGAUAUUCAGGUUGAUGACUAUUUUACCAUCAUCCAUCCUCAAGUCACCUUCAACAUUCUCAGCAUUUGCAAGUUUAUCAAUAGUCAAUUUGUCUUGAAAACUCGAAGAGAGAUGAUGCCUGAAGAAUGGAAAAAUCAGCCUACAAUCAAACUCAGAGGACAGAUGAUUUGGAUGGAGUCCCUGCAAUGUAUGAUUUAUCUCUGCUCCCCCAAACUCCGAAGUCUUCAGGAGCUGGAGGAGAGGAACAUGCACAUCUCUGACAUUGCCAGACAUGAUACCACCAGGGAUCUUAUACUCCUGAACCAACAGCGUUUGGCUGAAAUCGAGUUGUCUAACCAGUUGGAGAGAAAGAAAGAAGAGCUCCGGAUCCUUUCUAAACAUUUGGCCAUAGAAAAGAAGAAAACAGAAACAUUGUUGUAUGCAAUGCUUCCUGAGCACGUAGCAAACCAGCUGAAAGAAGGCAAAAAGGUAGCAGCAGGAGAAUUUAAAACAUGCACCAUUCUUUUCAGUGAUGUGGUGACAUUUACCAACAUAUGUGCUGCCUGUGAGCCUAUCCAAAUAGUGAACAUGUUGAACUCAAUGUACUCAAAAUUUGACCGGUUAACUAGCGUCCAUGAUGUCUACAAAGUGGAAACAAUAGGUGAUGCAUACAUGGUGGUUGGUGGGGUGCCAGUGCCUGUGGAAAACCAUGCUCAGAGAGUCGCUAAUUUUGCCCUGGGGAUGAGAAUUUCUGCAAGAGAAGUGAUGAAUCCUGUCACUGGAGAACCCAUCCAGAUCAGGGUAGGGAUCCAUACAGGACCAGUUUUGGCUGGAGUCGUGGGAGACAAGAUGCCCCGAUACUGUUUGUUUGGAGAUACAGUGAACACAGCUUCCAGGAUGGAGAGCCAUGGGCUUCCCAACAAAGUGCACCUCAGCCCCACUGCAUACAGCGCCCUGGAAAAUCGUGGAUUUGAGAUCAUUGAGAGGGGUGAAAUUGAAGUGAAAGGCAAAGGGAAGAUGACCACCUAUUUCCUGAUUCAGAAUUUGCAGGUCACAGAAAAUGAGAUCAUGGGGAGAACCGACAACCUUGAAAAUAGAGAAGCAAAUACUCUGGGAAUUCAAGAUGGCCAGACUGUUACUGUUGGGAGGUAUGAAGACAGUCAGCAUCUGCUCCCCAAUACUGAUGGAGCAUAUACCUGCAACAGAUCACCAAGUGAGCAGAGCAGUGUCAAGGAAUCAGACUCAAAGGGGAGAAGUGAUGAACAGCAGUCUCCUGAUCAAACAAAGACAUGUCACUUUGGUCAUGACAAUAUGCAUUCAAGUUUCUGUAUUUUGUUGUAAUAGCACGAGGAUCCAUGACAUCCCAAUCCCACCUCCUGCCCCUCCAACUUGUUGCUUUCUACUUUGAACACUUUAGCGGCAAAGACAAAUAAUUAUUUUUACCUUUUUAGUUCAACAAACAACCUUAUAUCUUGUUUCUUUCUUAUUCUGUGGGAGUAAAAGUUAAGAAAUCAAACACAUCUUGCAAGCUUAGAAAUUUCACUUCUAAAUUUUAAAUUCAAAACUGGAACUCCAAAUACUUAUUUGAUCUCCCAAAUUAUGUUUUGAGAUGUUAUGGCUCAUUUUCCUCUCUCCUAGAAAGAAAGAAAGGCAUUGUUUUUCCUUCUUUUACUUGUAGAGUUUGCAUAGAAGCCUCCUUUUUAGUUAAUAGAUUUAAACAUUUAUUUUUAAGAAAAUGUAUUGAUACUGAAGGCAUAGUGUUUGCAAUGUCUUUUGGAUUAAUGGUUGAAAUGGGCUGCAGUAUGAGAAAGACCUAGACCCAGCAGUCAGUUUGUAAACCAGCUAAUAGUAAACACGUGAUGUAAACUGAGCCCAGCCAAAAUUUGGAGAGUAAAUAAUGAUCUUUCCCAGUCCUGGUUUGGAAAAAGUGAGGCAAUGGAACAAAAACAAUGCCCGAGAGAUGCUCUGAAAAUAAAAUAUAAGAAGCAGAAAUCACUUUGCCGAGUUAGCAAAGAUUUGGGAAACAAAAUAUCAUGUAGCUGGGGGCACAGGAUGCCUGUUUUGCAAAGACAUGGCCAUCUCUCUCCUUCACAGCACUGCUUGCACCUAGGGCCAACAGCCAAACUAGACCUCAAAUCUUGGUGUAAAAAUAAAAUAUCAUCAAAACAGGACAAUCAGCUGAGCAAGAAGGGUCAGUAGCUAGAGUGAUUUCUAGAUGCUGAAGGAAUAUGUACACUAAAUUUUUACACUUUCUAAAUAUCAGUUGGAAGUCAGUCAUUUGCUGAGCAUUUUUUAUAAUAGCUUUUUAUUUUCAAAAUACAUGU
Messenger RNA from Sarcophilus harrisii (Tasmanian devil), 3431 nucleotides. RefSeq names its product guanylate cyclase soluble subunit beta-2-like. Lineage: Eukaryota; Metazoa; Chordata; Mammalia; Dasyuromorphia; Dasyuridae. The coding region runs from base 1 to 2448 and encodes 815 amino acids. The transcript is spliced from 17 exons. Gene Ontology annotation, biological process: cGMP biosynthetic process; response to oxygen levels. Gene Ontology annotation, cellular component: guanylate cyclase complex, soluble. The record is from RefSeq and is a predicted model, not a curated record. Gene Ontology annotation, molecular function: guanylate cyclase activity; heme binding.